AGAACUCUCAAGCCUAACAGAGCCAAAAAAACGUGCUAGAGGAUGGAGUGUGGAGGGAACAGUUUGUGGGGCUGGAGAGUACUGCUAGUGACUGCGUAUGAUAGUAUAUGAGUUGGCUGUGAAACAGAUUUUGUUAGGAAAUGAAGGAGAGGAAACUGCAGGACAUGCACUGGGAGUUUAAAAGACUGGCUUUUUAUAGUGUUGGGAUAACCUAAACAGAGUAAAAAGUUUUCUGAGGACCUGGCUUUCAGUGCCAAGCCAAUCUAAUCUGUAAAUCUCCUGCUGUCAAAGCUUCACUACCUUAAAUCAAGUUAUAGCUGCUAGACUGCAUGUUCCUCCAAUGCAACAGCCAUGUACGCUAUCAUCAAAGCUUUCCAGGUGCUUGAUCUUACACUCUCAUGCAUUAAGUCCUACACUCCAUCUGUGUUCUCCCCAGAGAGUUUCUCAGGUAAUGGGAGGUGCCACUAUAGCUAGUGCCCAGGGAGGCUGACAGAACUUCCUCAAGCCCAAAGCUUUCUGUUGUGUCUGUUGCUGAUGAGUACUUCAAACAGACUCAAGAUGCUUAGGAAGACCUUCUCAUGCCAAGGGAGAAGUACAAGUGCAGCAGCACCCAGGGAAGAACUGAACUGAGAACACAUGAAAUACACUGUGCUGUUCUUAGCUGCAGAGCAAAGAGAGUCUGCUAUGCCAACACAGAAAGCCAUAACUGAGUUCAACUUUCUUAUCUGCAACAGCUGUGAAGGCACUGUGUCACCUGGCAGGGCUCCUGGCAGACACGGCAAGCAUGGGGACUAGGAAAGGGAGCAUGUGGGACAUGUGUUCCAAGGACAGGGCAAAGAAGUUAGGACAAGCCUGGGGAUGAGUUAAGUGACAAAGAGGUGCCACUGGAUACAAUUUCCUAGCAAUUAAGAACCUCCAUGCUCCAACAUUCCGUGCCCAGCAGCCAGGACCUAGUGGUGUGGAGCUGCUGGGAUGAACACAAUUUCAUGGUACAUGGAAAAGCUGUCAUCAAGAUUCUUGCCAGCAAACAGCAACGAAUGUAGGUUCUCCGAUUCACUUAACAGCCAGAGCUGGAGGUUCUUAAAAAGUGGCCUGGAUGAUUUCAGAAGCGGCUUCCCUCCUCCAUCUGAUAACACCAUCAUCCGAGGCAGAAAGGGGCUUUCCCCCAUCAUUCUACAGAGCAGAUCCCACCUGUCUCAACAAAGGGCAGGGAAAACAUCUGUUAAACCCACGUGCAAGCUCAAGUCAGAGGUGGAAGCCAGGAAGGAGUUCACAAAUGACACUAAUAAUCACCUAAGCCACUGCCCUCAGUUACUGCAUUCUCAUUUGAAUGACCGCAUCUUUCCAAAGCCCUCCAGCUCCUCCUGUCUUGGGGCAGGGCAACACGAGCCAAAGGCACGAAAGACACUUGCUUCCCUGAAAAUGUGCCAGAUGACAGAGGUCUUAAGUGGACAGUGCUGGAGGAGAUGCAGAGACAGGCUGCAGGUCAGUAGCUCAGCUUCACCUUCCCUUAGUCCUGCUGAAAGCCUUGGCACCAUGGUGGCUUGAGCACACACACUUACUGGAUUUUACUGUGCUACAAUAAACAAAGUUAAUCAGCUGUUCGGGUAGGCAGGUCUCCAGCUUGCCUCUGAGUACAGCUGGUCACAGCUGCUCAUGGCAACACUGCGUUCAAUUAUUUGCAGCAUUUUUUUCAAAACAAAAGUGGUGCUGAAAAAAAAAAUACUAGGGGUGGGGGGGUGAGAAUGCUCCCCAAGAACCUACUGCAGUACCUGCCCAUCUCCACCUUCCUCAGAAGGCAAGCAGCACAGCACACUUGCGCUGCUCCUAGGCCUGUGCAUCUUGCAGAAUCUAGCUCCCUGUCAGCGCUUGAGGACCAGCCCCUGUUCAGUGUUGUACUCUGUUGUGCCUGCUGGACUCAGUUUUGAGAAUUUAAUAUCUCGUGCCUACAAGCAGCACUGGUCACUAAUAUGAGAACCAUUAAGCUAGAACUUCAGUGUAGGCAGCAAUACAGCAUAGGUUAGCUGUAUCCCUUGACACUGCAGCAAGAGUGAAAUAGGGAAUACUUCAGUAAAGCAAAAAAUCACACCCUCAACCACAUGACCCGAGUCUCAGGAUAAAGUCACUGCAUGGCAUGUUAAACACCAAUUGCUGGUCACAUCUCAUAUUUUCCUCUAAUGUAAUUGGGUGGGAAGGGAUUCUAUGCUUUCUCCUGCCAUCAGACCAAAGCAGCACAUGAGUAAGUGACCGCUGACAUCCUCUUGCAAUCAUGACACUCAAGAAAGAGGAAAUUGCAAGAACAGUUUCAGAAUAGGGCAUGUAGAUUUGAUGUCAGCAGUAUUUCAAGGCAUGUGAAAGAUUCCUACGGUUCCCUUAUUUAUAUUCCUGGCUUCUUAUUUUAGGUAAGAGAAAUAAGUAACAGCAACAAAGAUAACCCCGUGCAACUGUGUGGUACCAGAUCUGUAAUAUGCUGUGUUUGGGUGGGGGAGAUAAGCACUUUAUCACCAGAGUUUAUAGAAUAUUUGGGAAAAUCCUUUUGCAAAUGAGUUGUAAAGGGUUCUCAAAAGGUGACCAGAUGAGGCUACCCAGAAAGAAAAGCAGAGUCAGGGGACUGGGAGCUUCAUUUAGAAUCCAAUCACAUGAGUUAUAAUAUAGUAUAAGUGCUUGCAGCUUUCAGGGAAUUGUUAUCUUCUCAAAGGGAGCACAAACAAUCAUAUUCAGAAAUUUAUGCAGAUAUUUGGCAUAAAUCAUCUCCUGAAGAUUAAGAGUAUCUUAACUUCCUAAGAAUGAAAUACUUGCACUCAGUGAUGUAUGAAGAAGUGUGAAAGAAUAGAUAGGCAACCUGAGGUGAGAAAAGUACUUGUCAAAAGAAAGGUCAUUUAGGACCCGUACGACUUGUUUCUGUUCCUCUCUUCUGCAAGUCCUUGGCUCAUGUGAUACUUCAUGUAGACCAAUUGCAGACAAAGCUCAGCAAAGUCUUUCCUCAGAAAGGCAGAUUAAAUUUUGCCCGGCACCUUAAGAAUCCAAGGGAAUACCUAAGAUGGUGUAAAGAACACAUUUUUAUGAGGCAGGUGAAGACACCAGUGACAAGGCUCUAAAGCAUCCUUCAGUUAUGACACACAGCUUCGCUUUACAGUGAUUAAUAUCACAUCUAGGCUAAAAGAAUGCACCUAGGAUGCUCCCAGAUGAAAAAGAUGUUUGCUUGUAAUUCUUGCCCACACGGGUAAUGUGCUGUAAGAGAGUGUAAAAUUAUAUCACAGUCUACACCAGUGUUCUGCUGAGACUCCUCACAGGAGCUGCUCUUUUCCAGGAGUAAAAAACCCCACAUUUCUGGCAUUUUCUCACUUUUCCUGUCUGACUUUUCCUGUCUGACAAAAAAUACAAGAUUAUACUACAACCUAAAACACAAAUGCAUAUAUUCUUUUUUAUCACAAAACUGAAACCUGUGU
This is a messenger RNA of Gallus gallus (chicken), 3449 nucleotides long. Its product is annotated as protein FAM47E. The transcript is spliced from 3 exons. The coding region runs from base 973 to 1548 and encodes 191 amino acids. NCBI's taxonomy places the organism in Eukaryota, Metazoa, Chordata, Aves, Galliformes, Phasianidae. The record is from RefSeq and is a predicted model, not a curated record.